Messenger RNA from Hibiscus syriacus, 740 nucleotides. RefSeq lists its product as uncharacterized. Bases 77 to 493 code for a protein of 138 amino acids. Lineage: Eukaryota; Viridiplantae; Streptophyta; Magnoliopsida; Malvales; Malvaceae. The transcript is spliced from 3 exons. The record is from RefSeq and is a predicted model, not a curated record.
UCAUCUCUCUUUCUCCUUUGCUCGCAGCAACCACGGUGUUAGAAACACCACGAAACGAAAAACAUCGUUCCCUACGAUGUUUCCAUCCUCGGGCGAGAACCCAGCACCGGACCACCACGCGGUGGCAGUCCGACCUCCACUCCACACCAACGACACUGCUACCCCGACAAUCACUCCGGCAGCAAGAAAAGUAAUCCCUCCCCCUAAGCAAAUAUAUUUGAUUGUUAUAUCUAGCAAUUCAGCGUGCCAGAGUACAGCCACUGAAAUGGUGGCUGUCAGGGAAAUGGCUCAUCCUAGACUGGAGAAAGGUUUGGUAGCCAUUGCUUGUGGCAGGGAGGUAAGGCACGGGGAUGGCUGUUGCAGGAAACGGGUCUGGACCGGAUCGGAUCCUUGGUCAGGUCGAACACUGGGCCUGGAACCGGGUCACCCCUGUGGGUUAAAAAAUGUUUUGUCGGCACCGGCUUUUCCAGGUGCUUGUCGGCACGACCCCUGAAAGACAUGGAGAAGACAAGAAAGGACAGUUGUUACGACUACCAUAAAGAAGAAAAGAAUCCUCACCCAACUAUAAAGCAUCUAGUAAGACAUUGUUGGAAUAGUUGAUUGUACUCGUCCGAGAAAUAAACUUCUGCAUAUAUUCCUAGGUCUAUUUCUCUGUUGGCAUAAAUUUAUCUGUGCAAGUCACAAUAUUGUAACUCUGUGGUCUACAUUAUCAGAGAGUUUUCUUUUUCAGGGUAUCAAAA